This is a messenger RNA of Oryza brachyantha (malo sina), 1185 nucleotides long. Its product is annotated as protein LOL4. The record is from RefSeq and is a predicted model, not a curated record. NCBI's taxonomy places the organism in Eukaryota, Viridiplantae, Streptophyta, Magnoliopsida, Poales, Poaceae. The transcript has 5 exons. The coding region runs from base 452 to 895 and encodes 147 amino acids.
GAAGCAAAGAAAGCUGCGAGAAUUAUUGGCGCGUAGGAGAGAAAAGAUUCCAUGGUUGGAGAGGAGAGCAAUUCGCCCAUAUCCGAAAGGCAUCAUCUCUUCCUCCACCAUCAUCCAUCCAUCCAUCCAUCCAUGAUGAUGAUGAUGAUGAUUCAUCCGUCCAUCCACCGUCGUCGUCGCCGCCGCCCGGCGCGAGCGAUUGAUUUCUUUGCAGAUUCCGAGAAUUUAUCCCAAACGAAUCUGGCCAUCAUCCUCCCGCCCUUAAAUCCACCUCCCCCCUCUUCGUCUCCUGCCACCGUGGAGCAGAAGCAGCAGCAGCAGCAGCAGCUUGCAGCAACUCGAUCUCCAGCUCUCGAAUUCUCCUCUUGCUCUUCCCUGCAUAUUCUUCUCGAUCUUACGCUUGGCUUUUGGGUCAGGCGCUUGCCGCUUCCAGGGGUUCUUGCCUUGGCAUAUGCAGGACCAGCUGAUCUGCAGCGGCUGCAGGCGUGUCGUCCAGUACCGGAGGGGGGUCGCCGGCGUCUGCUGCCCGGGUUGCAACACGCUCACCGCCGUCAACCCGUCAGCGGCGGCCAACAUGUCGGAGCUCAUCUGCAGCGGCUGCCCGACGCUGCUCUUCUACAACCGAGGCGCCUCCAACAUCCGCUGCCCCAGCUGCAACAGGCUCAACUCCACAAGAUCAGCCAACCAGAUUGCCCAUCUGACAUGCGGCCAGUGCCGGACGACGCUCAUGCACUCACCGGGAGCCUCCACUGUGCAGUGUGCAACCUGCAGAUAUGUUAAUCAUGUCAGGGAUGCUCGGCCUCAAACAGUCCUUGUAGAGAAUCCUAAGACACUGGAUGAUAAGGGCAAGCUGGUGAGCAAUGUGGUUGUUGGUGUCACCUCAUGGAAAAGAUAAUGACCAAGAACUCAUCUAGGGUUUUAAUCCCAAGGGUCUAUGGAUGAUACCCUUGGUGGAUUUGUAUCAUUACCAAAGCUAUUGUUAAAUCAAGUGUGUUUUGAAGCUUGAUAGAAACAAGAGAAAAACAGUAGGACAAAAACUGAAAAAAAAAAAACAAAUAUCCGAAAUGCGCCAUGCUUGACUGCUUGUGCUUCCUUGUGAAAAUGUAAAUAUGCUGGCUAUGUGCUAGCCUAUGUGCUUUUAGCAAAAAGGAAUGGAAAUGAGAUGAGCAGCAUUGUGUCCUGGAA